AUGAAGAGUCUCGUUUCCGCCGUUAUUUCUACCGUUGUUGCUAUCGUAGCAAUUGCCUAUUACGUGCCAUGGAACACGUAUUCCGAACGGAAGCCAGCGGGAGCUGGCGUUGAAGAGAUGAAAGGCCAGAUUGAAACCAUGUUCUUGGCAUCGUGGAGGGAUUACUCCAAGUAUGGAUGGGGGUAUGAUGUAUAUGACACCAUUAACCACAAUUUCCACAACAUGCCUCGUGACAAUCGGCCGCUGGGUUGGAUUAUCGUAGACUCCGUGGACACGUUGAUGUUGAUGUACAAUUCCUCCGUACUAUACAAAAGUGAAUUUGAGGCUGAAAUUCUGAAAUCAGAGGAAUGGAUAGGCAAUGUCCUUGAUUUUGAUAUUGAUGCGGAAGUAAAUCUUUUUGAGACUACUAUUAGAAUGCUCGGUGGCUUAUUGUCCGCAUACCAUCUUUCUGAUCUACUUGAAGUGGGUAACAAGACUGUCUACUUGAAUAAAGCCAUAGACUUGGGGGAUAGACUUGCUUUAGCAUUUUUAUCCACUCAGAGCGGGAUUCCGUACUCAAGUAUAAAUCUUCGUAGUGGCAGAGCCAUUAAAAAUCACGUCGAUGGGGGUGCCUCUUCCACGGCAGAAUUCACUACAUUGCAAAUGGAGUUUAAAUACUUGGCAUACUUGACGGAAAACCGUACUUAUUGGGAUCUGGUGGAACGUGUUUACGAACCGUUAUACAAAAACAAUGAUCUUCUGAAUGCGUAUGAUGGGCUAGUUCCAAUUUAUACUUUCCCGGAAACUGGUAAAUUUAGUGGUUCAAAUGUCAGGUUUGGAUCUAGGGGUGAUUCUUUCUAUGAAUAUUUACUGAAACAGUAUUUAUUGACGCACGAAACGCUUUAUUACGAUUUAUAUAGAAAAUCCAUGCAAGGUAUGAAAAAACAUUUGUUAGCGCAUUCCAAACCCUCCUCCCUUUGGUACAUUGGCGAAAGAGAGGAAGGCCUACAGGGUAAAUUUUCUUCAAAGAUGGACCAUCUUGUUUGCUUCAUGGGUGGCUUACUAGCAUCCGGGGCCACUGAGGGCCUUUCUGUCAAUGAAGCUCGUGAAAGGCCAUUCUUUUCUCUUUUCCCUGACAGACAAAAUGAUUGGCUUUUGGCUAAAGAGUUAACACAUACAUGCUAUCAAAUGUAUAACCAAACACCUUCAGGACUUGCUCCGGAAAUCGUUGUUUUCAACGAGGGAAACACAGAACAAAAUGGCUGGUGGCAGUCGUCAUCGGGUGACUUUUUUGUAAAGCCGCUCGAUAGACAUAACUUACAAAGACCAGAAACAGUGGAAUCGAUCAUGUUCAUGUAUCAUCUAUCUCAUGACAACAAAUACCGUCAGUGGGGGGCUGACAUUGCAUCUAGCUUCCUUGAGAACAGUUGUAUCGAUUGCGAUGAUUUAAAUUUGAGACGAUUCACCAGUUUGAGUGACUGCAUUGUAUUGCCUACUAAGAAAUCUAACAACAUGGAAAGUUUUUGGUUGGCGGAGACUUUAAAGUAUUUAUACAUAUUGUUUUUAGAUGACUUUGAUUUGACUAAAGUUGUCUUUAAUACAGAAGCCCAUCCAUUUCCAGUGCUGGACGAGAAAAUAUUGAAAUCUCUGUCUUUGACCACCGGUUGGUCAUUAUAG
Molecule: messenger RNA, 1656 nt
Organism: Saccharomyces kudriavzevii IFO 1802
Lineage: Eukaryota; Fungi; Ascomycota; Saccharomycetes; Saccharomycetales; Saccharomycetaceae
Gene: MNS1
Product: mannosyl-oligosaccharide 1,2-alpha-mannosidase
Exons: 1
Coding region: 1-1656 (551 amino acids)
Biological process (GO): N-glycan processing; carbohydrate metabolic process
Cellular component (GO): endoplasmic reticulum; membrane
Molecular function (GO): mannosyl-oligosaccharide 1,2-alpha-mannosidase activity; calcium ion binding
Source: RefSeq, a predicted model, not a curated record